AUGAAUGCAGGAAUUUUUGGAAAUGAAAUAGAAGUGUCACACUAUGAUAGAGACCCAAAUUGCCCUCCUGAAGACUUUGUUGAAAUCCAUGUGUCAAAUCCUCGUCUCUACGAAGAAAGCACGUUCUCUAAAUAUACAGUUUAUAUGGUUCAUGGAAUUGAUAUUGAAGGAAGGUUUGAAUCAUACAGAAGGUAUAGUGAUUUCUUAGUCCUAAGAAACUUACUAACAAACCGAUGACCUGGCUGCUUGAUAGCUCCUCUGCCGCCUAAAAAGUUCAUAGGCAAUUUUUCUGAUGCCUUUAUAGAAUCAAGAAGAAAAAUGCUCAGCUACUUCCUCCGCCAACUAGUAAAGCACAAAUUUCUCUAUAAAAGUGAAGAAUUCCACUUAUUUAUCCGUGGAGCCGCAGAUUUCGAAGAAAGAAGUAACGAAAUUAGAUGAUCUAUUCAUGAUAUAGCAUACACAAAUGAGAGAAUCUGCACAUAUGAUUCUGAUCUAAAAGUUACAGAUAAAAUGCUGUUUCAGCUUAUAGAUGAUGAAAAAUUUUUGAAGCAGAGCUUAGAAAAUCUUCAAAAUUUGAAGAAAAAUGUAAAAUCGAUCUUAAGCGAAUUUAUUACUUUUCAGUCUUUGUAUUCAAACAUGAAUGAAAGAAUAAAAGAUAUUGAGUCAAGAUAUAUUGGAAAUAUGAGAGAUUUCAGAGAUGGGAUGAUUUUUCCUUUUGACAAAAUCAAAUUGGAAAAUCCUUAUAAAGAGCUGUUUGACUGGAUCCAAAGAGAAAUUUUAGAAAUAAAGUCGACUUUAGAAGCAAUCAGUAAAAAAAAUUAUUAUGAAAAUAUUAAACUGCAAAAAGAAAAACAAUUUUGUAAAAUAGCUAAAGUCAAGGAUAAAGAAAGAAUAGACAAUUCAAAUAAAAUCGUAUGUAAAAAUAGAGAUUUAGCCACUGCUAUAAGUCUUAAAAAAGAAAUUGAAGAUAUUACCAAGAUUUUGAGUAUUAUGAUAAUAAGACUUUGUGUACAAGAGUUGCCUGAUUUUAAAAAAAAUAGAGUAUCAGCAUACGAAAAGAUGAUAAAAAAAUUUUCUGAGCUUGCUUUGGCAGGCUUUCAUGAAAUAGUAAAUUUCCAAAGAAAUUCUCAAAUUCUAGGAAUAAAUGAAUAA
This is a messenger RNA of Blepharisma stoltei, 1152 nucleotides long. The record is from the annotation of a GenBank genome assembly. NCBI's taxonomy places the organism in Eukaryota, Ciliophora, Heterotrichea, Heterotrichida, Blepharismidae.